AUGUUGGGGCUGCACGGCGGCCAUCUGACUGAGAGGGCCAUGCCAUGUUGGGGGCCGCCUGGCGGCCGUCCAGGGUGGGAAGGGCAAAGUUUUGAAAAUCGUCUGGCUAUUGAAAUGGGACCGUGGGAAAACCUAGGACUGCCGUUUUUUUGGCUGGUCCCAAACCUGAAGGUGCUCAUAACUGAUGAACGGGUGGAACCCAAGAAACGGACGCCGCGCAUAAGCGCCGAGAUGGCCAUCCACGAGGUGCGUUGUGCCAACUGCAAGAAAGUGGCCCGCACAUGCCACGUCGCCUCCACGGGCGAGUCGUGCUACGAGUGCCGCCGUGGGAAGGUGAAGUGCUCCCAUGUCGGAGUCAAAGGAAACAAAAAGACCGCGGCACCCUCACCUCCACUUCCACCUCCACCACCACCAGCGCCGGCUCCCAAGCCUAAACCUAGGCCGAAGCCGGUUGCUUCGACUUCCCGUCCCGUCCGGGCCUGCUCAAAGGCCACGCAAGUGCCAGGCCAGGCCGCCAGGACACAAACUAAGUCCAGCGAGCCAGCCGCCGUCGCACCGGCACAACCACGGGCGGUGCCAGGCCCCCGGUGCGUAAACAACGCCUACGUCGAGCUCCGGACGUGCACCAAGCGGAAGAUCGCCGCCGUCGAGGAGGAAGAGAGCGAGAGCGAGGACGGCGAGGAGGAGGCAUACUUGGCCGGUCGGGUGUCGGGCCUCUCCAACAUCUUGCAGAUGAUAGAGAUGGCCUGCGCCACUAUGAGGAAGGAGGUGGAGGAGAUUGAUGGGCAGGUUACAAAGCGCCGCCGCCGCCGCCGCUAA
Molecule: messenger RNA, 819 nt
Organism: Suillus fuscotomentosus
Lineage: Eukaryota; Fungi; Basidiomycota; Agaricomycetes; Boletales; Suillaceae
Exons: 4
Coding region: 1-819 (272 amino acids)
Source: RefSeq, a predicted model, not a curated record